AUGGAACACAGUCCAGUCAUAGAGGAAUCAGCUCUUAAAGCACUGCAAAUCCCUACAGAUGGGACGGAUGUGUGGGAAAUUGAUGUAAAGCAACUGAAGUUUGGUGAUAAAGUAGCAUCUGGGACUUAUGGUGAUCUGUAAGUUGUUGUAAUAUGAACUGAGUUGUGUUUGUGUUAGUUCUACAGAUUCACUACUUAAAUGGUGGAAAUCCUUUUCAGCUAUAGGGGGUCCUACUGUAGCCAGGAUGUAGCCAUCAAAGUAUUGAAGCCUGAACGCAUAAAUAAGGAAAUGCAGCGGGAAUUUGCACAGGAGGUCUACAUUAUGAGGUUUGAAUUGAAAGAUUUCUCAAUUUACCUUCGAUUCAGAAUUCCGCGCAGUAGUUUGCCAGAUCAUGUUGGUUGAAGUUCCACCCCUGUUUGGAGUGAUCAUCAUCUCGUGUCCUGCCGGUUGCCUUUCUCAAUCUCGCAGACCUUCAACAGUAGGGUCACCUAUUUGGAACUUGGUUCAUGUUUAAUCUCUGGAAAUGUUGUAAACAUUCAUGUUAAUCCAUAGCAUGUUCUCUGGCUAAAAUUUAACGUUUUUGGAUUUUUUUUGUUUAAAAAGAACCAAUUUAGAAGACAUCUGUGAAGAAGUAGCAAACCAGCUUAAUGAACUUAUAGAGACAGAAGAGAGCCAAGGUAGUCCCGUUCAACUGCUUGUGGAGGCUAGAUAUGCUAAACAUUACAGAAACCGCAUGAAAAUAUUUUCUGUUCAGUUUUUUUUUUUUAAUGCAUGUUCUUAGUUCUUGCAUCCAACACGUGAAGAGAAAGAAAGAUCCGUGCAGUUCUCCUAAGGAAUUUGCUUCCUCAUGUUUUGACUGCUGCUCCAUUUAUUACAGGAAAGUUCGCCACAAGAAUGUUGUGCAGUUUAUUGGAUCGUGCACCAGGCCCCCAAAUCUGUACAUCAUCACAGGUACGAGUGCUAGGGGUUUCUGGGGAUGCGUUUCUGCCUCCUUUUCGUGAACUAAUUCCAGUUCAUGUGGCGCUUUUUUGCUCUCAGAGUUCAUGACUGGAGGGAGUGUAUAUGAUUUUCUUCAUAAACAGAGGGGCGUCUUCAAACUCCCUGCUUUACUCAGAGUGGCGAUUGACAUAUCCAAAGGGAUGAACUAUAUGCACCAAAAUAAUAUCAUCCACAGGGAUCUGAAGACCGCCAAUCUUCUAAUUGAUGAACAUGAGGUAAAGCCUUCUUCUGUGACAUAAGUUAAUGUAAUGCUGUUGCUUUCACAGUUCUCAUUUGAUCCCAUAAAAUAAACACUCGAGUAAUCUUGCAUCUACAUUUCAGGGUAUGAAUCUUUCUCAAGUUGUGGGUUUUUUUUUUUUUUUUUCACGUCUGUCUUUUCUGAUGCCAGUAGGUCUGUCCCAUGUGCUUUCAAGGUUGGCUCACGCCAUGUCUCCUCGCACACUUUAAAAAAAAAACCCAUUUCUUGAUAUAAUAAAACAGAGGGUUUGCUAAUGCACCUGUGUUUCAUUGCUUCAGGUUGUCAAGGUCGCUGAUUUCGGGGUUGCUAGAGUUAAAUCUCAGUCUGGAGUUAUGACUGCUGAAACUGGAACAUAUCGGUGGAUGGCUCCUGAGGUAACUGGUGGAUCCCUGCUAUGAUAAUUUGGGAAAGAUGUGUAACUGUUCAACUGUGACCAAAUUUCGCAUGCCAAAAAACAUUGCAAGAAUGGUCAAUGAAUGAUCCCAUCCCUAUAGUUCCGGAAAAUAUUAAUGGGAGAAGAUGAAAGCCCAUCAUAUUUAUGUCUGAUGACAUGAUUUGAUGUUAAAAUUAGUCCUUUCACAAUCUGCAUGACGAGGUCUGUUAUUCUCUUUCAUCGGUGAAAUGGCUCUUCUUUCCAGAGAUUUCAUGCUCGCUGUAUUCUUCGUUCCAGUGUUCUCGUCUCCUUUGUCUGUGCUCACCCCUCCGAACAUUAUUAUUAUUAUUCUUGUUAUACUAAAGAAUAAAACAUUCCUUUUGAUCUAACUGACGACACUCGAAAUCUUUUCAUUUCCCAGGCUGGAACUGAUCAUCGACCUGUUCAAUGCCUAAAAUUAUUCAAUAAUAUUCAAUAAAGAUAUUCUACUUCUUUCAAUUGCUUGCUAUCCAUGUAAUCAGCCUUUUUAUGCUUUAUUAAUGCCAUUAAUUUUUUUUUGUUUCCCUGAAAUAUUGUAAUCAUUCGUCAUCUUCCUCUCCUCGUUUGAAGGUCAUUGAACACAAACCUUAUGAUCACAAAGCUGAUGUCUUCAGCUUUGCCAUUGUGCUGUGGGAGCUGCUUACUGGAAAGGUAGUCUUCCAUUCCCUCCCGUGGUUUCAUCUUACAUGCUCAAGAUCAACAGCCUAGUUAACUUGGGUUGCUCUAAUGAUUUCAGGUCCCCUAUGAGUAUCUGACACCAUUGCAAGCAGCAGUCGGAGUUGUUCAAAAGGUAUGACUUUGAUUUCAUCUGUUUAUCGUUGCCCUAGAACAUAAUCACUCAGGGGACCUGUAUUUUUAUUUCGGAACGUGUUCUUGAAGGUUUCUAUUGCUAGUCAGUCGCAGUAUAGAAUCCUUCCCGUGAUUUCUAGGGUUUUCGAGGCCGAGCAUUCCAGAAGAUAGGUUUUCACCUAGGUUUUCCAACACGAUCGUCACCUUCCCUCGUGUUUUUAUAAAGAAUCGCGUGCUUGAGCGAGGAAAGAAAGGUGGGGGAGGGGGAUUCUAUCUAACUCGUCCGGUGAUUUCUAGGGUUUGAGGCCUACCAUUCCGAAGAGCACCCAUCCGAAGCUGAAGGAGCUGCUCGAGCGAUGCUGGCAGCAGGAUCCGAGCGAAAGGCCCGACUUCUCGGAGAUCUUGGAGAACCUUCGGCACAUCGCCAAAGAGGUACAUCAUUAA
Molecule: messenger RNA, 2882 nt
Organism: Spirodela intermedia
Lineage: Eukaryota; Viridiplantae; Streptophyta; Magnoliopsida; Alismatales; Araceae
Source: the annotation of a GenBank genome assembly